AUGCCUCGUUCUUCGCCGCACAGCUCCCCACAGGCACGGCCUCCGUGCGCUGCGCCCGCCGCCGCUGCCGCCCCGACCCCCGCACACAUGAGAUCUGUCAUGUGGGGGUCUAUGUCUUUGCAGGUUGUGAUGGCGCCGACGACGGACGCGACGGUCCGGCAGUCCGCGUCGAUCGCGUUCAAGAACCACGUCAAGUCCGGCUGGACGCCCAAGGACGAGGACACCGCCGCCGUCGUCCAGGACGACGAGAAGGCGCAGAUCCGCGGCCACCUCGUGACGCUCAUGAUGUCGACGCCCCCGCUCGUCCAGGCGCAGCUCUCCGAGGCCCUCGCGAUCGUCUCUCUCCAUGACUGGCCUGCGCGCUGGCCGGACCUCCUUCCGCGCCUCGUCCAGGAGCUGCAGAGCAACAGCGGCGACUGGACGAAGCUCCAGGGCGUCCUCGACGCGGCCAACUCCAUCUGCAAGCGCUUCCGCGGCAAGGAGCUCAAAGGGCAGCUCAACACCGAACUCAAGGACUGCCAAACGGCGUUCGGCCCGUUCGUACUGAAGCUCGUGCAGGAGGCCACGGCGGUCAUCAAGGGCGCGGCGGGCGCCGGGCGCGACGUCCUCGAGCCGCCCCUGCGCUGCGUGCGGCUCGCGUUCCGCAUGUUUUACUCUUUGAACUAUUUCGGGCUGAGCGAGUACUUCGCCGAGGCCCUGCGCGACUGGAUGGAGGAGUUCCGCGUGUACCUGCGGCUCGACACGCCGAACCUCGUCGAGGCGGACCCGGAGCGGCAGUCCCCCCAGGACGCCGUGCGCGCUGCCGUGUGUGCAGCGCUCAACAUCUUGAUCGAAACCGAGGAGGACGACGUCGCGCCGUACCUUCCGCAGCACCUCGAGGACGUGUGGUCGCUGCUCACGCAGGCCGGGCCGCGGCCGGGGCAGGACGCGAUGGUGAUGGAGGCGAUCAAGGUGCUGGACAAGUGUGUUCGUGGCGGCAGCAGUCAUGUGUUCGCGAACGAGGCCGUGCUGCGGCAGGUGGUUGAGAGCAUCGUGAUCCCGAACAUCCGCCUGCGCGAUACGGACGAGGAGCUCUUCGACAUGAACCCCGCGGACUUCAUCAUGCGCGACUCGGAGGGCUCGGACAGCGACACGCGGCGCCGGAUGGCCUGCGAGCUCGUCCGGUCCCUCGCGCGCCGCUUCCAGCGCGAGGUCACGCAGCUCUGCCUGCAGUACAUCAACGCCAUGCUCCAGGAGUACGAGGCCGCGCCCACCGCGCAGUACGUCGCGAAGGACUGCGCCGUCGCGCUGAUGCUCGCGGUCGCCGUGCGGGGCAAGACGGCGGCGCUCGGGGCCACGGAGGUCACCGAGGGCAUCGACGUGCGCGAGUUCUGGACGCGCCACAUGGCGCCCGAGCUCGCCCCGCGCGCCCAGGGCGGCCCGCCGCGGCACCCCAUCCUGGCGGCCGCCGCCCUCAAGUUCGCGACGACGUUCCGGCUGCAGCUCGUGAAGGCCGACAUCCUGCCGCACCUCCCGCACAUCGUGCAGCUCCUCGGCAGCGACUCGAACGUCGUGCACUCGUACGCCGCGGCGUGCAUCGAGAAACACCUCGGGGUGAAAGAGGGGGGGUCCCAGGGCCUGCCAGUCGCGCUGCCGGGCGCGGCCGCGGCCGCGGGCCCGCCGCGGUACUCCCCCGCGGACCUCUCGAGCCUCUUCGAGCCGCUCAUGGCGGGGCUCUUCAGCGCCCUGAGUCAGCCCGACUCGGAGCAGAACGAGCACGUCAUGCGCUGCGUUCUGCGAGUGAUCACCUUCCUGGGGCCCGCCGUGGCGCCCGCGGCGCCGGCGUGCCUGCAGCACCUCGGCAAGACGCUGCUCGACGUCUGCAAGAACCCCACGAACCCGGCGUUCUCGCAUUUUCUGUUUGAGGCGCUGGCGGCGCUGAUCCGCUUCACGGCGGCCAGCAACGCCGCCGCGAUCGAGGGCUUCGAGGCCGGCCUGCACCCGGCGUUCAACCACGUCCUGCAGGAGGACGUCCAGGAAUUCGCGCCCUAUGUGUUCCAGGUCCUCGCGCAGAUGCUCGAGCUCCGCCCCGCGCCCGUCCCGGCCUACUACAUGCAGCUCCUGCCGCCGCUCCUGUCGCCGACGCUCUGGGAGCGCACCGGCAACAUCCCCGCCCUCGCCCGGCUCCUCACGGCGUACCUCCGGCGCUGCGGCGCCGCCGUCGUCGACGGCAACCACCUCCUCCCGGUCCUCGGCGUCUUCCAACGCCUCAUCGCGACCCGCGCCCACGCCCACGGCGGCUUCAUGAUCCUCGAGGCUCUCGUCGAGGAGCUCGAGCUCGCGGCGUACGAGCAGCACCUGACGACGGUCUGGCAGCUGCUCUUCUCGCGGCUGCAGCAGGCGCGCCAGGCGGAGCGCCCGGACGCGCGGUUCCCGCGCCUGUUGCUCGGGUUCAUCUCGACCCUCGUCCACAAGCACGGCCUCGACGCGCUGCAGGCGUCGAUCGACAAGCUGCAGCCGGGGCUCUUCGGGGGCAUCGCGAGGAACGUCUGGCCGCAGACGCUGCCGACGGUACGCGGGAAAGCCGAAGUCAAGCUGGUCGGCGUCGCUACCGUCACGCUCCUCACCUCGUGCGCGGCCCUCACGGACUGGCCGGCGGGGCAAGACGCGUGGGUGCACAACCUGGACGCUCUGUGCGGGUUGCUGGGCCGCGGGGCCGUCGACGCGCCCGCGCCGAUCGCGGCGUUCGAGGACCCGCUUGAGGACAUGGCGGGGCUCGGGUACCAAGCGUCGUUUGUCCCGCUGGCGAACUCGGCGCCCAAGCCGCGAGACGCGCUCCCGUCGGUGACCAGCCUCGCGCAGCACGCGGCGACCGCGCUCGCGGCGUUCGCGCAGCAGCGGCCGGGGCAGGUCGGCCCCGCGAUGCAGCGGCUCGGGAGCGAGGCGCAGGGGGCGCUGCAGGAGGCGUUUGCCAGCGCGGGGGUGUCGGUAGCGUAG
Molecule: messenger RNA, 2976 nt
Organism: Pedinophyceae sp. YPF-701
Lineage: Eukaryota; Viridiplantae; Chlorophyta; Pedinophyceae
Source: the annotation of a GenBank genome assembly